UUAAUAAAAAAACUCAAAAUAGGUUUAAAAUGGUACAUUUUUGUAGUAAUCAACUUAAGGUCCAUUUUGCAAGUUUCGUCAUGAGAAACUUGGUACAUCGCAGAGUAGACGUCAAUCAUCGCAUUAAUUAUACGCUCGUGGUAACAUAAACAUAACCUAAAAAUGACUUCCGAAAUCCGGCAACUAGCCGAAAAAUACAUAAGCGACCACAACAACCCCAUCACGAAAAAACUGGAAUUAUUUGGUUCAAAGUUGUUUUUGUCGCCACUGACCGAAGAUGAGGAAUGCCGCAAAGACAAGUUCUUCAAAGAUAAAGAAGACUAUUUGAAGCACAACCGAGUUGACAGAAGGGUUGCCCGAGGCGUUGCUGAAUGGCUACCACUCCAAAACCAGGCAAAAGUGACCAAAAUCGUGGGCGCGUUGGCCAAUUUCGGGGUCCAGAACAAAGACGGGAAAUUCUUGAACGCAGAAGAGGCGCUGUUUCUCGUGGAAAUAAAUAAGUUGGAGUUGGUUUGUAACGACGUUCCUAUGGGGAUUGAGGAGGCGUACAAGAAUAUUAAAUGUUUGAAAAAAUACUUGGCGUAUAAACAGCUAGCUUUGCAUGGGUGUAAAUUGAAGACUCCUGUGUUAAAAAAUUCAAGACAGACAGAAGAAGUAGAGGAAGAAGAUGGACCUCCCACAAAAGUUGCAAAAAUAGAUGAAAAUGUUGACCAAGCAACUGAAGUUUUGGAAAAAUUGAGGCAAAAUGCGCCACAGACUUUUCAAGCUAGGGAUAGUUUGAAAAAAGCGGCUGAUUUUGACGUGAAUAUGCCGACUUGUCGCGAAAAUUUAGAAAAUUUUAAUUUAAUUGUGUGUACAAGUGAAGAUUAUACAAGCAAUGUUGACGAAGACAAUUUAAAUGUUUUUGCUCUGAACUCGGACGGCGACGUCUCGUUUUAUAAAUUUUAUAACACAAAUAUACCCAUCUUGUAAUUUUUGAACACUUUAUAAAAAUAAAAAGACAGCGCUGCGCAGUGA
Messenger RNA from Zophobas morio, 1017 nucleotides. RefSeq lists its product as uncharacterized. Gene Ontology annotation, biological process: tRNA-type intron splice site recognition and cleavage. Gene Ontology annotation, cellular component: tRNA-intron endonuclease complex. NCBI's taxonomy places the organism in Eukaryota, Metazoa, Arthropoda, Insecta, Coleoptera, Tenebrionidae. The coding region runs from base 163 to 972 and encodes 269 amino acids. The transcript is spliced from 5 exons. The record is from RefSeq and is a predicted model, not a curated record.